AAUGUAGAUGACCCAGCUGGUAGUUCUGCUCGGACGUCUCUGGUUUGGUUCUGAGCAGAUCGGCCGUGUCCAGCUGUCCAUCAGCCAGACCCAGUGUUUGCUGUCAUGGUUCCGUGAUGUAUUCCCAGAGAAACUCCCACCUUCUUCCCUGUUUUAAUCUUUAAAUGCAAACGUUGUUCAGAGCUGGAGCCGGGAACAUCAGGCUCCCUGAUCUUCUCCACGUGUUUCUGGGCAUAUUUGCUUCCAGUCUGAAGCUGGGAUCCGGUUCGGGAUCAGAGCUUCCUUUGAAGGUUGGUUUGUGAAAACACAGACAUGAUGAUUGAAGCAACCUAAAAACAUGAUGUGAGAACUCCCUGAUGUUACCAGGAGGUUUCAGAGACAGCGCAGUGAUCGAGCAGCAUGGUGCAGGGAUGGACUCCCACGGUCAUGUUGUGGAGCGGUUACGGAGCGCCUUCAGGUCAGGUAUCACCUUACCUGAGGAGUUCCGCCGGACACAGCUCACCCAGCUGCUGUCCAUGCUCAGAGACAACGAGGAGAGGAUCAUAAAAGCGCUGCACCAAGACCUGGCCAAGCCAAAAUUUGAGAGCGCCCUCUCUGAGGUGGACAUCGUGAUCAAUGAGCUUCAUCAUGCCAUCUCCAACAUCACCAGCUGGAUGCAGCCAGAGCAUGUGGCCAAAAACCUGGCCACAAAACUAGAUGACUGUUUUGUCCGGAGGGAACCUUUAGGAGUUGUGCUGAUCAUUGGGCCAUGGAACUACCCACUGCAACUCCUUAUUGUACCACUAGUUGGAGCCAUUGCUGCAGGAAACUGUGCAGUGAUCAAGCCCUCAGAGAUCAGCGCCGCCACUGACUGCCUGGUCGCUGAGCUCAUUCCUAAGUACCUUUCUCAGGACUGUUAUACUGUGGUUCGUGGUGGAUCCGAGCAAACCAAGGCUCUGCUGCAGAAUCGCUUUGACCACAUCUUUUACACCGGAUCCCAAGUUGUGGCCCGCAGCGUUGUGCAGGCAGCCUCUGUUCACCUGACACCAGUAACUUUGGAGCUGGGGGGCAAGUGUCCCUGCUUCAUAUAUGGGCGAAUAAACAUCCAGGCUGCCGCUCACCGUUUGGCCUGGGCAAAGUUCUUUAAUGCUGGCCAGAGCUGCGUGGCUCCAGACUAUGUGCUGUGCACAGAGGCUACCCAGAAAGCCUUGGUGCCUGCCCUGUCCACCGUGCUGGAGGAGUUCUACGGGAAGGAGCCCCAGAAGAGUCCCGACCUGGCCCGCAUCGUGUCUGAUCGGCACUUCGCUCGUCUGAAGAAACUGCUGGAGAGGACCAAAGGGAAGGUUGUUAUUGGAGGACAGAGCGACCAGGACAGUAAAUACAUAGCACCCACAGUGGUGGUGGACGUAGGGGAAGAUGAUGCCCUGAUGUCGGAGGAGAUCUUCGGCCCCAUUCUGCCUAUCCUCACUGUGGAGGAACUGGAGAAGAGCAUGGACUUGGUCAAUCGUAAUGAAAAGCCUCUGGCCAUCUACGUGUUCUCCGACGAGUCCUCUAUUGUGAAGACCGUGAUGAAGAAUACCAGCAGUGGAGGCUUCUGCUCUAAUGAUGGGAUCGUUCAUAUGACCCUGCCCGGUCUGCCUUUUGGAGGUGUCGGGGCCAGCGGCUGGGGCUCCUACCACGGCCGCUGGAGCUUUGAGACGUUCAGUCAUCGGCGGGCCUGCAUGCUGCGAGGCUGGGCUCUGGAGAGACUCAACGGCCUGCGCUAUCCACCUUACACUGAAGACAAGUUGAAAUGGCUGCGUUGGACCACAUCUGCACAGAACAGCUGUUCACUGAUGUGAUCCAGUUUGUGUGGCAGGGCUCAUUCCGCUGUAUCUGAACAUGGAGCAGUCUACUCUGGGUCUGCCAGCUUUCUGAUGGCCAUAAUGUUCCACCUCACCUAUAGGUGGCUGAGUGAAGGUUCAAAUCCGGUAACUGGGUGAGUGCCGAUUUAGGGCAUCGCCUUCAUUUGUAACAGCUGGAGAGUGGUGGGUUAAAGACUAGAUUGCAUCUGUGUAAAUUCCUUUAAAGGCAGCGUGAUGAAGAUAGAUGUGAGAAUUGGAGAAAAAUAGAAACUUUUUACACUAAACUAAUAUAGGAGGAAAAUAAAAUGUUAGUUUUGCAACAUUU
Molecule: messenger RNA, 2148 nt
Organism: Fundulus heteroclitus (mummichog)
Lineage: Eukaryota; Metazoa; Chordata; Actinopteri; Cyprinodontiformes; Fundulidae
Gene: aldh3b1
Product: aldehyde dehydrogenase 3 family, member B1
Exons: 11
Coding region: 357-1820 (487 amino acids)
Biological process (GO): aldehyde metabolic process
Cellular component (GO): cytoplasm
Molecular function (GO): aldehyde dehydrogenase (NAD+) activity
Source: RefSeq, a predicted model, not a curated record